This is a messenger RNA of Nematocida minor, 300 nucleotides long. RefSeq names its product frataxin. The record is from RefSeq and is a predicted model, not a curated record. Gene Ontology annotation, molecular function: ferroxidase activity; 2 iron, 2 sulfur cluster binding; ferrous iron binding. The transcript has a single exon. NCBI's taxonomy places the organism in Eukaryota, Fungi, Microsporidia. Gene Ontology annotation, cellular component: mitochondrion. Gene Ontology annotation, biological process: iron incorporation into metallo-sulfur cluster; intracellular iron ion homeostasis. The coding region runs from base 1 to 300 and encodes 99 amino acids.
AUGCUCCAGCCUUCAUACGACACACUUUCAAAAGGAAUCAUGCAGAGAAUAUUCACUGCACUCGACAACUCGAUUGAUAGCGUGGUUCUAAAGGACAACGUGAUAUCGGUUGAUGUCCCACAUAAAGGCACAUUCGUGGUGAACAGACAGCCGCCAAAGAGCGAGAUCUGGCUCUCCUCCCCCAUCUCCGGCCCGUACCACUUCAAAUAUAAAGAAAAUAAAUGGACAGACUUCCAGGGAAACGAUUUAUUGAAAAUUAUCUCAGAGGAAAUACUUGACGAACAGCACAUGCUAGAAUAG